Messenger RNA from Punica granatum (pomegranate), 2337 nucleotides. The record is from RefSeq and is a predicted model, not a curated record. Lineage: Eukaryota; Viridiplantae; Streptophyta; Magnoliopsida; Myrtales; Lythraceae.
UUACAACGACAAGGUGAAGUGCAAGUGGUAAAUUACGCUAUCCGUGGGCGAGCUUUCACUUUGCAAUGCAGGGUUUUGGAACCGAUAGGUUGGGAUAACUCAUUUAUCGCAUCCGUCGCCCUUUCCAUGCCCACAACUCUUAUAAGAAAAGGAAUUGUUAAGCGCCAUAACUGAAACAAAGACAUGGCUCCUUCUUCAUCUUCUCCAAUUCCUCUGCUCCUCGUCGUCUUUCCCCUAGUUUUCUUGCAACUCUCUCAUCAUCCUGUUAGAGCCCAAGACUUCUUCCCGCAUGCAAAAUGCUCCACGACGGGCAACUUCACUGCCAACAGCGCCUACCAAACCACCUUGACCACCCUCCUCUCCUCCACCGAAACACUCAGCUUUGGCUUCUUUAAUGCGUCCUCGACUGUGUCCCAAACCUCUGAGCAGAUCACCGUCAUUGGACUUUGCCGUGGUGAUGUCCCCAAGGACGCCUGCAGGAGUUGUCUUCAAACCUCUGCCACCGACCUCAGACAGCUCUGCACGAACCAGAAGGAGGCGAUCGUUUGGAACGAGAACUGCACGCUCCGUUACUCCAACCGGUCCAUACUCAAUUCUGUCAGCACCGAGCCGAACUAUCCCUUAUAUUCAGUAAGCGACUUCAACUCAGACCAGUAUAACGUGGUGCAAGGAUUGUUGCUUGAUCUCCGGGCCACGGCAGCAUCAGGUGGGCCCCUCCUGAAGUCUGCAACCGGCAACAGGGUGGCGGGCCUUGACACAAUAUACGGGCUCGUGCAGUGCACACCCAACUUGUCAGAGGAUCAGUGCAAUGAUUGUCUAGAAAAGAUAUUUGGGCUAGUUUCAAGCUGCUGUGGGAGUGGGAACCGGCUUGGUUUGAGGAUUCUGGCUCCGAGCUGCUUCUUUAGGUAUGAGACCAAUGAUCGAUUCUUCGACCCUGUUGCUGAGGCUCUCCCACCAGGAAAGAAGAGUAACUCACAAACUGUGAUCAUUGCCAGUGUCGUGGCCUCGAUCUCAGCUGUAGUCAUCCUCUUGGGCAUCCUCUUCUUCUUAAGGUUGAGAAGGAGGAGACCGAGAAUCAGACUUGAAAGUGAACCCAUCGAUGAUAUCGGCACUGCAGAGUCACUACAGUUCGAUCUUGAAACAGUCAGAGAAGCAACUGAUGACUUCUCGGAUGCAAAAAAGCUCGGUCGCGGUGGAUUCGGGGCUGUAUACAUGGGAAAGCUUCCUAAUGGACAAGAAAUCGCCGUGAAGAGGCUGUCAAGAAAUUCAGGGCAAGGGGAACUGGAAUUCAAGAACGAGGUGACGCUACUAGCUCGACUCCAGCACAGGAAUCUUGUCCGGCUCCUAGGUUUCUGUUUGGAAGGAGUCGAGAGACUCCUUAUCUAUGAGUUUGUUCCUAAUUCAAGCCUUGAUCACUUCAUAUUUGAUCCUGUCAAGCGCACAGUUCUCGACUGGCAAAGGCGGUACAAGAUAAUAAUGGGAAUUGCUCGAGGACUACUCUACUUGCACGAAGAUUCACGACUGCGUAUUAUUCAUCGGGACCUGAAGGCGAGUAAUAUUCUGCUGGAUGAAGACAUGAACCCUAAGAUAUCAGAUUUUGGGAUGGCAAAGUUGUUUGCUCAGGACCAAACUCGAGCUGACACGAGCAGAAUAGUAGGAACCUAUGGAUAUAUGGCACCAGAAUAUGCAAUGCACGGGAACUUCUCGGUUAAGUCGGACGUUUUCAGCUUUGGCGUUCUGGCUCUAGAGAUCGUGAGCGGUCAGAGAAACAACUCAUUCAGGAACGAGGACAGAGUAGAGGAUCUUAUCAGCAAUGCAUGGAGGAACUGGAGGGAAGGGGCAGUAUCGAAUAUAAUUGACCCCACGUUAAGUUUGGGUUCGAGGUCAGAAAUGGCAAGAUGCAUUCACAUCGGCCUACUGUGUGUUCAGGAAAACAUUGCCGAGAGGCCCACCAUGGCCUCAGUUGUUCUCAUGCUCAACAGUCACUCUCUGACCCUCCAAGUGCCCUCAGAACCUGCAUUUUUCAUGCACAGUGGAGUCCAAUCGGAUAUUUCACCUACUUGGGGAUACAAUUCCACGGUAUCCUAUGAUUCAAAAACAACCGACACUGACCGUAACCGCCAGGUCUCAGAGAAUGUGGUCUCGGACUCAGAGCUAUACCCGAGAUAGUUCCUCGAGGGAAGAUAAGGAACUAUGCAUUUGCUGUUCAUGUUCUUCAAUCUUCCCCUGACUGGGUUCGUGAUAUAUGUUUAGGAGACUUAUCAAUUUCAUUGAACAUACAUUUGUAGAACUGAGUUUUGGCUUGUGUGAUCAUUACUUCGACAGAGUUUGCAGAAA